AGAAAAUUCUAUUUAAUUUUGCUCCGUCGAGUUGUGCGGUACAAGGUCGUCAGCAGUUGCUUAACACGAUCCGAGUGCUUCCCGUGCAUCGCAUUGUGCUAGUUUCGUAUAACCUGCUCUAUUUGGAGCCUAACAAAAGUGGUCAUCCGACGAAAGCGUGUUCUUUUGGAAAGUAGUCAGUUCCUCUGACUAAGUGUAUACAUAAAAUAUCCCUGAAAGCAGCAAAAGCUAACAUCCGCAGAAGCAACAUUUGCUAGGGGUCGUUUCCAGCGAGGUGCAAAAUGUUGAUUAAAGAAUUCCGAGUUACGCUGCCACUGACGGUCGAAGAGUACCAAGUAGCACAGCUAUACUGCGUGGCGGAGGUAUCCAAAAACGAAACCGGUGGCGGCGAAGGUAUCGAGGUGCUGAAAAAUGAACCAUUCGACAAUUACCCACUGCUCGGUGGAAAGUACAACUCCGGUCAGUACACGUACAAAAUCUAUCAUCUGGCCUCGAAGGUUCCGGCUUUCAUCCGGCUGCUGGCACCGAAGGGAUCACUUGAGGUUCAUGAGGAAGCCUGGAACGCAUAUCCUUACUGCCGGACAGUCAUCACUAAUCCUGGCUACAUGAAGGAUAAUUUCAUCAUCUGUAUCGAAUCAUUACACGUCGGCGACGCCGGCGAUCAGCCUAAUGCCCAUGAGCUGACCCCGGAGAAGCUAAAGCAACGCGACGUAGUCCAUAUUGACAUCGCGAAUGAUCCCGUCACACAGACGGAUUACAAAGAGACAGAGGAUCCCACGAAGUUCAAGUCGAAGAAGACUGGUCGAGGUCCGCUGGUUGGCCCUGACUGGAAGAAGAAGGUAUCACCGGUCAUGACCUGCUACAAGCUGGUGACGUGCGAGUUCAAGUGGUUUGGGCUACAGUCCAGAAUAGAGAACUUCAUCCAGAAGUCAGAACGGAGGCUGUUCACCAUAUUCCACCGACAAGUGUUCUGCUGGAUGGACAGCUGGCACGGGUUGACCAUGCAGGACAUCCGUGAGUUGGAGGACAAAACCAAAGAAGAGCUGGACAAACAGCGUCAUGUCGGCGAGGUGCGUGGAAUGCGCGCUGAAAGCGAUUAGACCGCUCCGGUCAGCUCCACAUCGUCCGCUGAGUGCUGUGUGCAACUACCAGCGCAGGAGAGGGGGGUCGUUCGGGCGGCAGGAUGGAGAGAUUUUUCGCCAUUUUGUCCCUCGAUCAGCUGGCUCAACCCACGUCCACCUGUGGCCGUUUCGGUCUGUGGAUAGGGUUUCUUCGAUCCGCAAGACGAAAAACGGAAAAUGUGUUUAUUUUUUUAUCUUUUUUCCAUUGUUUUUUCCCUCGUAUGUUUUGUUUUGAUUUUUUUUCUUGCUCUCUCGAGCGACAACAAAAAAACAGCACUAGCAGGACACCUCACUGUGGGACAGCUGGAAUGCGCGAGAGAGAGAGAGAAGAAAUAAUGGUGGUGUAAAAUGCAAAUUAAUAAAAAGAUAAAGGGGACAAAGCUAUGGUAGCGGUAAGGAACUAGGGAGGGGAUAGUGAGUGUAGUAGGAAUGCCAGACAAGAGCCAGUCAGGACAGUGCGAGACAAAAUGUAAUAGAAUACGCAAGUAAGCAAACCAAGUAUCAAAUACCUUAAAUUCACGCAAAUGGUGCAGCAGCUGAGCACAUACCGCAAGGAUAACAUUCGCAAAAGCAACUUAACGAUAACAUAGUAUUGUAACAGACGAAUUCACCGCAGCAAAUAGCAGCAGUGCCCGGAAACGGACGCAACAAAGUGUAGAACAUGUGAUGUUUGAGUAUUGGUUCUCGUUCGCGUAGAAAGGUGGCAGGAACCGUUCAGGCAGCAGCCAAAGCUAUCUAGCACCACAUCAUGGCAGUGCGCGAGGGGCCGGAAAUCAGUGUGCUGAAUCAACAGUUAGAAUAUAUGACAUAGACCAAGCGCGAAGUCUGCUGCGGUUCAUAUAAAACACUCAACACAAGUUUCACUCGAUAGAAGGACGUUCGGGAAAACGCAGACUUUGACAAACUACCUUCUUCUAUGGCCUGCUCUAGUGAUAACGAAUAGCAAAUAGGACACGCAUGUUAUGAACCUACCCCGAAGGGCACCUGGCUAGCCAAGGCCUCUUGCAUAAUCUAUUUUCCCACUUGCAAACUACGUUAGUGACCACAAUGAAAAUGCCAUGGGACAUGUAGUAGUGAACAGGAGGAACGCAAAGUCGACAGCAAGCCAGCGAGCGAGAAAGAUAAAGCAAGGAGUUCAAUAAAACACCACUUGAAAUUAUUCUUAGCGAGUGCUCAGUAGGGCCACAGUACGAAACGGAACGAAUAUCACAACUUCUCGAUCGGACAAAAAGUUU
Molecule: messenger RNA, 2356 nt
Organism: Anopheles nili
Lineage: Eukaryota; Metazoa; Arthropoda; Insecta; Diptera; Culicidae
Gene: vib
Product: phosphatidylinositol transfer protein alpha isoform
Exons: 9
Coding region: 282-1100 (272 amino acids)
Biological process (GO): phospholipid transport
Cellular component (GO): cytoplasm
Molecular function (GO): phosphatidylcholine binding; phosphatidylinositol binding; phosphatidylcholine intramembrane carrier activity
Source: RefSeq, a predicted model, not a curated record